Ricinus communis (castor bean) is the source of this 1789-nucleotide messenger RNA. RefSeq names its product mitochondrial carrier protein MTM1. The transcript is spliced from 10 exons. The record is from RefSeq and is a predicted model, not a curated record. The coding region runs from base 270 to 1448 and encodes 392 amino acids. Lineage: Eukaryota; Viridiplantae; Streptophyta; Magnoliopsida; Malpighiales; Euphorbiaceae. Gene Ontology annotation, biological process: mitochondrial transmembrane transport.
AUGCAAAUUGGAAAGCUCUAGAAGUUAGAAAGACAUCAAAACUUUUCUUUCUUUUCUUUUUUUUAAUAAAAGAAAAACACUAACCGAAUAGCCAAUUCAAUUCAGACUGAAACAAACACGCAAUUCCUGUCUCCCCAACUUAAAUUGGAUUUCAUUUCCAUAAUUCACAACGGCAGAGCAGUGUCAAACUUGUUCUCUUUCUUCGCUAUUAAAAAUCUUGGAAAAACAAAUGGGUCAGAAUUUUAACAUGAAGAGAGGGAAUUGAAAGAAUGGUGGGAGGGCUAAAACAGAGCCUGCCUACAAGGAUAAGCGCAGCGGCUGCUGCUUCAAGAGUGGAUAUUGAUGGAAACGUUUCUUCUGUUUCAGAAACGAUGUUUGUUUCUAAUAAAGAUGGGGAUGAUCCUCCUAAAACGCUGUCGUCAGAUGUCAAUAUAGGUCUGGGUGAGAGAGCCCUUUCUGCUGCUGGUGCCGCUGUUGUCUCGGCCAUCAUUGUUAAUCCUCUAGAUGUCGCUAAGACAAGAUUGCAAGCACAGGCAGCUGGAUUUCCUAAUCAAGGAUUAUGUGGAACAGCAUGUUUGGGAACAGAUAUGAUUCUUUCGGAUUUGAAACAUGGAGUCCGUGGUUCGGAACCAUUAUGUGCUUCGGGAUGUACUAAGUACAAGGGAACCAUGGAUGUCUUUUAUAAAGUUACUCGCCAGGAAGGAUUUGGCAGACUGUGGAGGGGUACAAAUGCAAGCUUAGCUUUGGCAGUGCCAACUGUGGGCAUCUACCUUCCUUGUUAUGACAUUUUCAGGAAUUUAAUGGAAGAUUUAACUACUCAUCAUGCUCCAGGCUUGACGCCAUAUGUACCAUUAGUUGCAGGGUCACUAUCACGUUCACUAGCCUGUGUUACUUGUUAUCCUGUGGAGUUGGCAAGAACCCGCAUGCAGGCAUUUAAAGAAACCCAAAAUGGUGCAAAGCCUGCAGGGGUUUGGAAAACAUUAGUUGAGAUGACCAACCUAGUCAGGGGCACAAACAAUCUUCAGAAGUUGCAAAGUUAUCGCGUCUUAUGGACUGGCCUUGGUGCACAACUGGCUCGAGAUGUUCCUUUUUCUGCAAUCUGUUGGUCAACCCUUGAGUUUAUCAGAAGAAGAAUUCUUACUCUUGUAGAUGAUGAGGCCCGUGCAACCAGUGUCCUUGGAGCAAAUUUCUCUGCUGGUUUUGUUGCAGGGAGUCUAGCAGCUGCUCUAACAUGUCCAUUAGAUGUAGCAAGGACUAGAAGGCAGAUAGAGAAGGAUCCAACAAGGGCGUUAACUAUGACGGCAAUAAAGACAUUGCAGGAAGUCUGGAGGGAUGGAGGGUUUAGAGGACUAUUCACAGGAAUUGGUCCCCGUGUUGCUCGUGCUGGCCCUUCUGUGGGAAUAGUCGUUUCCUUUUAUGAAGUCGUCAAGUAUACACUAAAUCAAUAGACACCAUGUUACUUACUGAAAGAGCUGCAACUUUUAUGGAACAUAAAAGAUUCGGUUCAGGGUUCUCUUGAAAGAAUCAUGUUCCUGUCGUUGGUAUUGAAGAAGUUGGGCAAGCAUUUCCGCAUUGGCACGGACAUGAUUUGGUUCAGAAGCAGAUCACAGUAUAUGUUUGAACAAUAACAGAUCCCCUUCUCGAGGCCUGGGAGCCCAUGGUAGACUCUUUACACGUUUCCAGCAAUGGCUUCAUUGUUUUUUUUUUUUUUUUUUUUAUACUUUUCCAUUAAUAAUUGAUAUAAUAUCCUCUUUUUCUGUUCCCGUUUAUGCCAAGAUUUAUUUAUUUA